Molecule: messenger RNA, 473 nt
Organism: Zophobas morio
Lineage: Eukaryota; Metazoa; Arthropoda; Insecta; Coleoptera; Tenebrionidae
Exons: 2
Coding region: 1-450 (149 amino acids)
Source: RefSeq, a predicted model, not a curated record
AUGUCGUCGUUAGCGGUAAACCCGUUAAUGCCAAAAUUGGCCGCUAAGCCUUUGAUCGAGCGGACGCACUACAGCGGUCCGUCCGGCGGCUCCAUUCACCACAGCCAUCACAGCCACAGCAGCAAAGGCAGCAGCAAGCACAGCAUAGCAUUAACGGCGUUAACCCUACUAUCGUUCCUGUUUUUCCUCAACAUCCUGCAAAAUUGCAUUCAGGAGCACAUGCAAGAAAUGAACAACACGAAUGCGGCGCAAGUGACGAUCAUGCUCCAGGGGCGAAGCCCCGAAGUGCGCGAGGCGCAAAACCGCAAAGGAGAAGUGGAAUUUUUCAACGCGUCGCUAGCCCCAGAGGCGAGGCUCAGCCCGGACACCGUGCGAACUAAACCGGUCGAUCGCUACAUGACGCAGAUCCCCGUCAAGCUUCGAACCAACGAAAAAGCCGUCAAACCUUAAAAGUAGUACUUGUUUUAUUUGAA